AUACAAAUUAUAUGGGUAAAAAGGAAACUAGUCUCCGACGCAGAGGAUAAGGGUGAGCCUUGCCUCCUGCCUUCUUACCCCUUCUUCACCACAGCAUAGCGUAGACAGACAGACAGACAUGGCUCAAUCACUCGCUACACCCGUAGCACCUUCUCUCUCUCUCAUCUCCAGCGGAUUAUCACCCUUCAAAUCCACCUCAAAUUCUCUCUCAUUCUCCACUUUCAGUUCUCCCAAGGUUGGUGGGUUGAGCAUACGAUGUGCCCGUGUUGGAGGAGUGGAGAUACCUAACAACAAGAGAGUCCAGUACUCGCUACAGUACAUACAUGGAAUAGGGCGUACCAGAGCACUUGAAAUCCUGAAUGACCUCAAAAUGGAGAACAAAAUCACCAAGGAUUUGACUGAAGAUGAGCUUAUUGUUCUCCGUGAUGAAGUCUCCAAGUACAUGAUUGAAGGAGACCUUAGGCGAUUUAACGCGCUUGCAAUCAGGAGAUUGAAAGAAAUUCAGUGCUACCGAGGCAUACGCCACAUUCAGGGACUGCCUUGUAGAGGACAGCGCACGAAGAACAAUUGCAGGACUUUGAAAGGCAAGAAGGUUGCAAUUGCUGGCAAAAAGAAGGCCCCUCGUUAGGCUUCUCGGUUUGUUAAAAGCUCUUGUUUGAUGUAGAUUUACCAUGAUCUUUGUUGAAAUUUAACUACAUUUUGUGUUCAAUCAUCAGGUAUUAUUCAAUUUAUAAUUGCACCACAACUUGCAUGUUA
Molecule: messenger RNA, 756 nt
Organism: Helianthus annuus (common sunflower)
Lineage: Eukaryota; Viridiplantae; Streptophyta; Magnoliopsida; Asterales; Asteraceae
Product: 30S ribosomal protein S13, chloroplastic
Exons: 3
Coding region: 119-628 (169 amino acids)
Biological process (GO): translation
Cellular component (GO): mitochondrion; small ribosomal subunit; ribosome
Molecular function (GO): structural constituent of ribosome; RNA binding
Source: RefSeq, a predicted model, not a curated record